UUGUUACUACUGUUUUUGGCUACCAUAUCUUAUUCAUUAGGCCAUCUUGAAAGUGGGAAUAAGAUCAAGACUGCUACAUUCCUAUCACCUAAGUUUGUAUUGGGACCAGGGUCUGUAGAGAAUAGGUGGUACUACAAUAUUGAUUUUCCAAGAGGUCAUAUAUUCCUCAAAAGCUUUAAUGCUGAAGUAAUCGAUGAGUCUGGCAAUCCAAUUCCUCUCCAUGAAACUUACCUUCACCACUGGGUUGUUUCGAGAUACUAUCAACCAACGAAUGCUUCAGUCAACGAGAACAAUAGUCCAUCAGAUCAUAUUUCUGCAAGAAACAGUGGUAUAUGUCAAGGUAAUGUUCUUGGUCAGUAUUUUGGUCUUGGUUCAGAAACAAGAAAAACAGAUACACAUGUUCCAGAUCCUUAUGGUAUAGAAGUUGGUAACCCUGCUGAAAUUCCUGUUGGGUAUGAAGAGAAAUGGUUAGUUAACAUCCAUGCUAUAGAUACAAGGGGCGUUGAAGAUAGGCUGGGGUGCGCUGAAUGCAAAUGCGAUCUUUACAAUGUUACAGUUGAUGAAUUUGGCCGUCCUUUGAGACCUGAAUACAAGGGAGGUUUAUUAUGUUGCUAUGACCAUACACAAUGCAAUGUGAGACCAGGUUUUCAGGGCUCCAGGAGAAACCUUUAUCUGCAGUACACCAUCAAGUGGGUUGAUUGGGAUAGUUCAACUAUUCCUGUUAAAAUCUUUAUAUUUGAUGUUACAGAUACUGGCGAGAGGUUUAAUGGCUCAUCAGGAAUCAGUCUGCACUAUGGCUGUCAGGUUGAGUAUGAAGUUAAAGGCUGCAGAAACAGUGAUGCAGCUGUUGAUGAAUGCAUUGAUGUGAGAAGGACAAAUGUCGUAAUGCCAGCCGGUGGUUAUGUCAUAUACGGUGUUGCCCACCAGCACACUGGGGGCAUUGGUUCAAGUCUCUACGGACAGGAUGGACGUGUUAUAUGCACAUCAUUACCCACUUAUGGAAAAGGAAAAGAAGCAGGAAACGAGGCUGGUUACAUUGUCGGAAUGUCAACCUGUUAUCCUAAACCGGGCUCUGUCAAGAUUGGUGAUGGAGAGAAAUUAAUGUUGGAAUCAAAUUAUAGCAGUACUCAAAUGCACACUGGAGUUAUGGGGCUCUUCUACAUUUUUGUUGCAGAUCAAAUGCCAAACCCUGAGACUACCUUACACACUGAUCAUGCUCAUGUGAGCAAUAUGGUUUAUUCUUCUCAUCAAAGCUGCAUGCUUUCAGUAGCAAUUAUGCUACUACUUUCUGUCAACAUAUCCUCUUCGCUAGCCCAUCUCGAAAACGGGAGUAAGAUUAAAUCUGCUACUCUUAUAUCCCCUGUUUUUGUAUUAGGACCAGGAUCAGUAGUCUACAGAUUGCACUACAACAUCGAUUUUCCACGAGGUCAUAUUUUCCUCAAAGGCUUUAACGCUGAAGUUAUCGAUGAUGCUGGGAAUUCAAUACCGCUCCAUGAGACUUACCUUCACCACUGGGCUAUUAGAAGAUACUAUCAUCGAACAAAUGCUUCGAGAAUUUCUGCAAGAAACAGUGGAGUAUGCCAAGGGGAUAUUCUUGGACAAUUCUAUGGUGUUGGAUCAGAAACAAGAAAAACAGCUACAUAUGUUCCAGAUCCUUACGGCAUAGAAAUUGGUAAUCCUGCUGAAAUUCCUGUUGGGUAUGAUGAAAGAUGGCUGCUUGACCUCCAUGCUAUAGAUACAAGAGGUGUCGAAGAUAGGUUGGGCUGCGCUGAAUGCCGAUGUGAUCUUUACAAUACGACUGUUGAUGCAAAUGGCAAUCUUUUGAGUCCUGAAUAUAAAGGAGGUUUGCUAUGUUGCUAUGAUGGUUCACAAUGCAGGCUGAGACAAGGGUUUUCUGGUGAGGCGAGAAGAAUUUACUUGCGGUACACCGUGAAAUGGGUUGAAUGGGAUAGUUCUGUAAUUCCUGUUAAAAUAUUUAUAUUUGAUGUUACUGAUACUGGAGAAAGGCUUGAUGGUUCGUCAGGAAUCGGCCCACAAAAUGGCUGUCAGGUUGAAUACCAAGUGAAAUCCUGCAAAAACAGUAAUGCAGGAUGCAUUGAUGUCAAAAGGACAAGCAUCACCAUGCCGAAUGGUGGUUCUGUUAUCUAUGGUGUUGCUCACCAGCAUACUGGGGCAACUGGUUCAACUCUCUAUGGCCAGGAUGGACGCGUUAUAUGUACAUCAUUACCGAUUUAUGGAAAUGGGAAAGAAGCAGGAAAUGAGGCUGGUUAUGUCGUAGGAAUGUCCGCCUGUUAUCCUAAACCAGGCUCUGUCAAGAUUGUAAAUGGGGAGAAGUUAGUUCUGGAAUCAAAUUACAGCAGUGCUCAAAUGCAUACUGGAGUGAUGGGUCUUUUCCACAUUUUCAUUGCAGACAGAACACCUAAGGAAACGCGUUUCUUAGAUUCUAUUACUCAUGCAUAUCAGAACAUGGAGGCAUCCUUACAUCCUUGGAAGAUGAUAGUUUUAUUGGGUUCGGCACUUACUCUGGCUGUUGUUGGUAUUGCCGCCUAUUCUUGGGCUGCCACUGGAAAAGAUGACCGUCACAAACCAAUUCUGACAUGAACUUAGUUUACUACAUAUCAUAAAUGUGUAUUAUAUCUUUAUUCAGCCUACAAAUGGUAACAUAUAGGCAUUUUAUGUAAAAUUUAGCAGUAGCAUGCUUAUUGAACUAUCAUUAUAGGAACUGGAAAUGAGUAAAUAAAUAUUAACUGCAGAAUGUUUUGUUUGGCUGAGGAA
Molecule: messenger RNA, 2775 nt
Organism: Mercurialis annua (annual mercury)
Lineage: Eukaryota; Viridiplantae; Streptophyta; Magnoliopsida; Malpighiales; Euphorbiaceae
Exons: 7
Source: RefSeq, a predicted model, not a curated record